AUGCUGCCUACUUGGCCAAAGGAAAAUGUCUGAAUGUUUUGGAGCUAAUGGUCGCAAGAUCAUCAUGCCUAUAGUUCGUAAUUCAAAAAAGUCUCUUACACCUCAGAUUUCUGAUUUAACAAGUGAAUCUUACGAACAGCUGGAUUUUUUGCCUGACAAGUUAAGAACAAAGCUGCUUCCAUUCCAGAAAGAUGGCAUCAUUUUUGCCCUCAGAAGAGAUGGCAGGUGUAUGGUGGCUGAUGAAAUGGGCCUAGGAAAAACAAUCCAGGCAAUUGCAAUUGCUUAUUUCUAUAAAGAAGAAUGGCCUCUCUUAAUAGUGGUCCCUUCAUCUCUGAGGUACCCGUGGACAGAAGAAAUAGAGAAAUGGAUCCCAGAGGUAGAGCCUGAGGAAAUCAAUGUUAUUCAGAAUAAAACUGAUGUUGGGAGAAUAUCAAUCAGCAAAGUGACAGUUCUGGGUUAUGGGCUUUUGACCACAGAUGCAGAGACUUUGAUAGAUGCCCUGAAUAAUCAGAACUUCAAAGUAGUGAUAGUGGAUGAGUCACACUACAUGAAAUCUAGAACUGCAACCCGCAGCAAGAUUUUAUUGCCAAUAGUGCAGAAAGCCCAAAGAGCCAUUCUUCUUACAGGAACUCCAGCUUUGGGAAGGCCUGAAGAGCUUUUCAUGCAGAUUGAAGCUCUCUUUCCACAAAAAUUUGGAACAUGGACUGAGUAUGCUAAAAGAUACUGCAAUGCACAUGUCAGAUAUUUUGGUAAAAGACCUCAGUGGGAUUAUAGAGGAGCAUCAAAUCUUAAUGAACUUCACCAACUAUUAAGUGGCAUAAUGAUUAGAAGAUUAAAGUCUGAAGUUUUAACCCAGCUGCCUGCUAAAAUCAGACAGCGAAUUCCAUUUGACCUUCCAGCAGCAGCAGCCAAGGAGUUGAAUACCAGCUUUGAAGAAUGGCAAAAAUUAAUGAGAGCUCCAAAUUCAGGUGCCACAGAGACUGUUAUGGGGUUGAUUACUCGCAUGUUUAAACAAACUGCUAUUGCCAAGGCAGGUGCUGUAAAGGAUUAUAUUAAAAUGAUGCUUCAGAAUGAUUCACUUAAAUUUCUGAUUUUUGCUCACCACUUAAGUAUGCUCCAAGCUUGCACAGAAGCAGUCAUUGAGAACAAGGCUCGUUACAUUAGGAUAGAUGGAAGCGUUCCAUCUUCAGAAAGAAUCCAUCUGGUUAAUCAGUUUCAAAAGGAUCCUGAUACUCGUGUGGCUAUCCUGAGCAUUCAGGCUGCUGGCCAGGGUUUAACAUUUACUGCUGCAAGUCAUGUUGUAUUUGCUGAGCUGUAUUGGGACCCUGGACAUAUAAAACAAGCAGAAGACCGUGCUCACCGAAUUGGGCAGUGCAAUUCUGUGAAUAUUCAUUACCUCAUUGCAAAUGGUACUCUAGAUACCCUUAUGUGGGGAAUGUUGAACCGAAAGUUUGAAAAAGAAAAACAGCAUGAUAUUCGAUCAUUCUUUUUACCAAAACCUACAAAGAAACAGUUGGAGACAACCUGUGAUGAAUCAAGAAUAUUCCCAGAUAAAAAUACUAUAUCAGAGCCUAGAAAAGUAGCUACUAGAGGUACUAUUCAUUGUGGACGUGAUUUUGAACCUGAAGCUAAAAGAUUGAAACUGACUACCACCAAUGACCACAGCAGUCCUCCUGAGGAGAAUCCAUCCUGGUCCAAACCAACCAAAACUGUACGCAUAGAAAAUGACCCUGAGGCCAAGUCCCUGUCAACCACCCCAGCCCAUCCUAGAAAGACCUGGCAAUGUGCCUUCUGUACCUUUAUCAAUGAUUCCGUGCUUCCUUAUUGUGAAAUGUGUGAGAACCCAAAAGGCAGUUCUGGCAGCAUCAACUGUAUCCAGGACAAAAACAAAAAUGAGGAAGAUAAUUCUCAGAAAGAUACCUCCAAAAAAGUUGAUGCAAGCUCAGACUGUGAAAAACAAGUCCUUGGACAGUUAGCUCCUGACCAAUUGAUGGAGAACAAAGAAGAAAUGAUAGAAGUUGAGAAGGAAAACAGACUCAUACCCCAGGGAGUAGAGCAGUUGAAGCAUUCAGACACUCUGCCAGUGUACGAUACCUUAAUGUUUUGUGCAAGUAAGAAUACUGACCGAAUUCACCUCUAUACUAAGGAUGGAAAACCUAUGAAUUGUAACUUCAUUCCUUUGGAUAUAAAAUUAGACCUUUGGGAAGACUUACCAGCAAGUUUUCAACUGAAACAUAAUCGCUCACUGAUUUUGAGGUUUGUUCGAGAGUGGAAUUGUCUGACUGCCAUGAAGCAAAGGGUAAUUAGGAAAAGUGGACAGCUGUUCUGUAGCCCAAUCCUUGCAUUGGAAGAGAUCACAAAACAACAAGCCAAACAAAAUAGUACCAAAAGAUACAUCACUAAAGAAGAUGUUGCUGUUGCCUCAAUGAACAAAGUGAAGAAUGAUGGUGGCUGCAUUCGUCUGAUCAUGAAAGACUCUAGGCCUCAGGACCCUUCCAAAAAAGAGCUCCUUGAAGAUGGAAAUUCUUCCACAUCUCAAGAUGAUCUCAUUGUGAAUCCUUCUACAUCUAAAGGGUAUUUGCAAGCUGUGGAUAAUGAAGGAAAUCCACUUUGCCUUCGCUGUCAACAUCCCACUAAUCAAGAGUAUCAAGCAAAUGCUUGGGAUUCACGGUUUUGUUCUCUGAAAUGUCAGGAAGAAUUUUGGAUUCGAUCUAAUAAUUCUUACCUUCGAGCCCAAGUAUUUGAAACUGAACAUGGGGUAUGUCAGCUAUGUAAUGUGAAUGCACAAGAACUCUUUUUAUGUGUGAGAGAUGCCCCUAAAAGUCAGAGGAAGAAUCUUCUAGAUGCUACUUGGACUUCAAAGCUCCCAUUGGAACAGCUGAAUGAAAUGAUAAGAAACCCAGUAGAAGGACAUUUCUGGCAGGUGGAUCACAUGAAGCCAGUGUAUGAAGGAGGAGGACAGUGUUCCCUGGACAACCUACAGACUCUCUGCACAGUCUGUCACAAGGAGAGAACUGCCAGACAAGCCAAAGAAAGAAGCCAAAUGAAAAGACAAUCUCUAGCAUCAAAGCAUGGAUCAGACAUCACACGAUUUUUGGUAAAGAAGUAGAAUGGAAAAUAUAAUACAUGGAUGACAUGGUUUGCAUAUGGAAGAAUUAAACACAAUCCUUUCAUGUUUAUGUAGUAUUUGAAGAGUGAAAAAUUUAGAACAUAAAUCAAGAAUUCAGAUUCAGGCUUUGUUCUAAGUAUUUUUCAGUAUGAAAUACUUUUUUGAAAGUACUUAACUGAAUAUUUCUAUGGUCUAAUUGAUUUCAAGCAGAAUCUCAAUUAUGUUUCAGAAAGAUUUUUCUUCAGCAUUUAGUUCCCCUAGUAUGUCUUAAUUACUAUAUUAUGCAUACAUAUUACUUGAAGAAUAUACUCUAAAUUACCUGCAAAAAUGCUUCUAGAUUAGUAUUGGUUCAGAACUGUUGUUAGUAUAAAUGGAACAUUGCAAAACAAUAAGGAAAAUUGCAGUGGUGAAUCAUCAUUAUUCAGGAAUUCUGGGCCAAGCAUGACCAGCCUACUUAGUAUACAAGAGAGAUUUGUUCAUUAACUGCCUCUAAAAUAAGCUUCGGUUACUUAUUUUGAAUAUUAACGUUUUUGCUUUAUUUCUCAGCCAGUAAUCUGUUGAAGCUAAAUUGUUCCUGUGGUGUUUAUGGGUAAUUUGGGUGUUCUGGAUAAUUAUUAAAGCUAUUAAAUAACUGAAAACAUAAAAUAUAAAUGCCACAUGAGCCUUUUUUUCUGAGAGUUUUUCUUUUGUUUUAGUUUUUGAUAUGUAAAAUUAGGCUUGGCAUGCUUUGUCAGCUGGUUGUCAUAUUUUGCUUUUAAAAUCCUCUUUUUAGUAUUUAUUUCUCAUACCUCUUUAAAAAGAAUGAUGGCAAAUAUUGUGUGGAAAAGCAGAAUCAGAUAAGUUAUAUAAACUUUAAAAUACAGUGGUAAUACUAACAUGUAAUUGCACCUUUAAAAUGGCUGAGUGCCUACUCCUGUUGUAAUGUCGAGUCAUAAAAGUGAAGAGUCAGAACUACACAAAGUAUAGUCCAAGGAAGAACUGCAUUUUCCAAAAUACAUGCUUAUCAAUAUCAUUUGGAUGUAAGCCUCAUUAGUUUGAACAUUUCCUUAUUUUAAUUAGUACCUUGCCUUUUACAAAGAGUAUUCAAUCAUGAAUACCCCUUCCAGAGUUGUUAUUAAUUAGUAUUUCUUGUAUAAGAUCAAAUAAUUCUAUUUCUUUUAUAAAUGAGGUUGAGAUUUCUUUGGCCCCUUUUCUGUUUUGCGGCUGAAGCUUUUGAGCAGGUUUUUGCCUCAUUUCCAGGGUAACCUAGGAUUUGUCAAGGCUGAGAGCCUAGAAGUCCAAAGCCUGGCACACUUUCUUCCAUCAUGGGGUGUUUGCAAGGCAGAAUAUAGUCUAAGUAGGUCAGAUGUGAUUUGUACUUGUUCUUUAGGUCAUACUAAGGUAGAAAUUCUAAGCAUAAAGUACUCAGUUGUAGAAUUUGUAUGAUAGCUUGAGGUAAGGUGAUUCAUGAAAAUGGUUUCCCUUUAAUCCAGGUUUCAAAAUUCUUUUUUUGUAUUCUUUUUUUUAUUUUUAU
Messenger RNA from Dipodomys ordii (Ord's kangaroo rat), 4622 nucleotides. It is a transcript of the gene Zranb3, whose product is annotated as zinc finger, RAN-binding domain containing 3. Gene Ontology annotation, cellular component: nuclear replication fork. Gene Ontology annotation, biological process: DNA repair; replication fork processing. Gene Ontology annotation, molecular function: nucleic acid binding; ATP binding; zinc ion binding. Bases 26 to 3109 code for a protein of 1027 amino acids. The transcript is spliced from 20 exons. The record is from RefSeq and is a predicted model, not a curated record. NCBI's taxonomy places the organism in Eukaryota, Metazoa, Chordata, Mammalia, Rodentia, Heteromyidae.